UAAGGUUGUGUAAGGUUUUUGAUUCUGAAGCUGUGCUUGUAAGCAAUGGCGGAGAAGCAGAAGCGAAAGCACAUCCCUGUUCUACCAUGGAUGCGAAGCCCUGUCGACGUGUCCCUAAUCGAGGAAUGCCCCCUUGAGAUCCUCCCUAUGCUCGAUCACAGAUUGAAGGUAGCUUUGCAGAACAUGGGCAUCUCUUCACUGUUUCCAGUGCAACUCGCUGUAUGGCAAGAGGCAAUUGGACCCGGUUCUUUUGAUAGAGACCUAUGUAUUAAUUCACCAACUGGAAGUGGGAAAACUUUAGCUUAUGCCCUACCAAUAGUGCAAAUGCUGUCAAGUCGUACAAUCAAAUGCUUGCGUGCUUUAGUUGUGCUGCCUACUCGGGAUCUGGCCUUGCAGGUUAAAGAGGUCUUUUCUGCAAUCGCACCUGCAGUGGGAUUAUCUGUAGGUCUGGCUGUUGGUCAAUCUUCCAUAGCUGAUGAGAUUUCUGAGCUCAUCAAGAGACCUAAGCUUGAGGCAGGUAUCUGUUAUGAUCCCGAAGAUGUUUUGGUUGCGCUGCAGAGUUCUGUGGACAUAUUGGUGGCAACGCCUGGAAGAUUGAUGGACCAUAUUAACUUCACGAAGGGUUUUACUCUUAAGCAUCUACGUUAUCUUCAUAGUCACACCAAGUACAAAGCUGGUUAUGUGUUAGUUGUUUCGUCGGGAUCGUUGAUUUUAAAAUGGGUUAUUGACGAGACCGAUAGGUUAUUAAGAGAAGCAUAUCAAUCUUGGCUACCUACCGUGCUUCAGUUGACUCAUGCUGAUGACAGCAGUAUCAUCUUUCCUUCCUACAUUUCAAAUCCUUGUUCAGCUGGAUCCUUAAAAACCAUAAGGAGAUUUGGUGUUGAGAGGGGUUUUAAGGGCAAACCUUACCCAAGGCUUGCGAAGAUGAUUCUAUCUGCAACGCUUACACAGGAUCCAGGCAAGCUUGCACAGCUUGAUCUGCAUCAUCCUCUAUUCUUAACAACUGGGAAAAGAAGAUAUAAACUUCCGGAGAAAUUGGAAUCAUACAUGAUGAUUUGUGAAUCGAAACUCAAACCAUUAUAUCUGGUUGCCCUACUUCAAAGUUUAGGAGAAGAGAAGUGUAUUGUUUUUACAUCCUCUGUGGAGUCUACUCAUCGACUAUGCUCAUUACUCAACUUUUUUGAAGACUUGGAACUCAAGAUCAAAGAGUAUUCAGGGCUUCAACGCCAAUCCUUAAGAAGCAAGACACUGAAUGCUUUCCGGGGAGGGGAGAUUCAAGUACUUGUUAGUUCUGAUGCCAUGACUCGUGGAAUGGAUGUUGAGGGUGUGAAAAAUGUUAUUAAUUAUGAUAUGCCUGCAUUUAUAAAAACAUACAUUCAUCGAGCUGGUAGGACUGCAAGAGCUGGGCAGUCUGGGCGUUGUUUCACAUUGCUGAGAAAGGAUGAGGUUAAGCGUUUCAAGAAAUUGCUGCAAAAGGCUGAUAAUGAUUCUUGCCCCGUACAUUCCCUACCUUCCAGUUCAAUUGAGUUCCUUCAGCCUACUUAUGUCUCUGCCCUAGAGAAACUGAAGGAAAAGGUUGAAUCAGAAACAUCCAGAAAGAGUACAAUCACGUAUUCUUCUAGAGCGGGCAAACGGAAAGAUAGGAACUCCUCCAAAGCAAAGUCUUAGCAAGUUCACUGGAAACUGUGAAAAUACAAGGUUCCGGGACUCGGUUGACAAGGACAAGAAAAUUCAACGACAGGAGAUGGUGUUGAAGCCUUCUAUAAGGCCCCUUUUAUCCACUUGAGUCACAUAGAUUCAAUCAUUGAAUUUGGAGAAAGGUCUGCUUAUGUUUCGGACGAAGUACAUAGAAUUGGCACCAACAGCCAUAGAGGCAGAGGUAGAUGACGAUGAUAGGCUUCUUUGGGGAGCAGCAGGGUAUUCAUUCUUGUUGCACUCUCUAUCCUCUUCACUGAUGGUAUCCAACACUUUUGAUGUGCGGCGCCUCAUGACACUGAUAAUCUGUGGUGGUGCAACCUCAGUAACAAACCUCGCUAUACGAGAAUUUGCCAUUUUUCGGAGGGGUUUGAGUGUUGGAGGAUGGUGGUUGAGAAUGUGAUGCUCUCCAAGCUCUACUUGGUCUUGUUGAGAGCCUGAGAGUGAAUCCAAGCUUUCGGGCGAUAUUUAUUGAGGAUUUUCUUAGACUAGGAGCUGAAUGGAUGUGGGGGAAUACUUGAAAUCAAUAUUUUGGCUCUGGGUGAUACCACCUAACACACACAUAUAUAUACACACAUGUAUGUAUGUAUGUAUAUGUAUGUAAUGGUUAAAAUCACUCGAAAACAAUUUUAAUCAUUCAAACUCAAUCGGAUAUUUAGAUUUACACA
Molecule: messenger RNA, 2363 nt
Organism: Cucumis melo (muskmelon)
Lineage: Eukaryota; Viridiplantae; Streptophyta; Magnoliopsida; Cucurbitales; Cucurbitaceae
Product: DEAD-box ATP-dependent RNA helicase 1
Exons: 11
Coding region: 46-1668 (540 amino acids)
Cellular component (GO): nucleus
Molecular function (GO): nucleic acid binding; ATP binding
Source: RefSeq, a predicted model, not a curated record